Molecule: messenger RNA, 3462 nt
Organism: Hipposideros armiger (great roundleaf bat)
Lineage: Eukaryota; Metazoa; Chordata; Mammalia; Chiroptera; Hipposideridae
Gene: AQR
Product: aquarius intron-binding spliceosomal factor
Exons: 29
Coding region: 1-3462 (1153 amino acids)
Cellular component (GO): catalytic step 2 spliceosome
Molecular function (GO): mRNA binding; helicase activity
Source: RefSeq, a predicted model, not a curated record
AUGUAUGGUAGAAUUACUCUGCCCCUCAAUGCCAGUAGUGCCCUGUUAAGAAACAGCUUGUCACUGAAUGACCUCAGUCUUUUAGUUCUACAAUGGUAUGAAUCUGUGACUUCCUGCUUGUACUGUUUUCUUUUGCAGUUAGCAUGUAAAUACUGGGCUCCCCAUAUCAAGAAAAAAUCACCUUUUGAUAUAAAGGUCAUUGAAGAUAUAUAUGAGAAAGAGAUUGUCAAAUCAAGGUUUGCCAUCAGAAAGAUAAUGCUCUUGGAAUUUAGCCAGUACCUUGAAAAUUACCUGUGGAUGAAUUAUUCUCCAGAAGUGUCCAGCAAGGCCUAUUUAAUGUCAAUCUGUUGUAUGGUGAAUGAGAAGUUCAGAGAAAAUGUUCCUGCAUGGGAGACUUUUAAAAAGAAGCCAGACCACUUCCCAUUCUUUUUUAAGUGUAUCUUGAAAGCGGCAUUGGCUGAAACGGAUGGAGAAUUUUCACUCCACGAACAGACAGUCUUAUUGCUUUUUCUUGAUCACUGCUUCAAUAGUUUGGAAGUAGACUUGAUACGGAGUCAAGUACAGCAGCUUAUCUCCCUCCCGAUGUGGAUGGGCUUGCAGACUGCACGAUUGGAAUUAGAAUUAAAAAAGACGCCUAAGCUAAGAAAAUUCUGGAACUUGAUUAAAAAGAAUGAUGAAAAGAUGGAUCCAGAAGCAAGAGAACAAGCCUAUCAAGAAAGAAGAUUUCUUUCACAACUCAUCCAGAAGUUUAUCUCUGUGCUGAAAUCAGUCCCACUUUCUGAACCUGUCACUAUGGACAAAGUUCAUUACUGUGAAAGAUUCAUUGAACUCAUGAUUGAUCUAGAGGCCCUACUCCCCACAAGGCGCUGGUUUAAUACCAUCCUGGAUGACUCCCACCUUUUGGUUCACUGUUACCUUUCCAAUCUUGUUCACAGGGAAGAGGAUGGCCAUCUUUUUUCCCAGCUUUUGGACAUGCUUAAGUUCUACACUGGUUUUGAGAUUAAUGACCAGACUGGAAAUGCUCUGACGGAGAAUGAGAUGACUACAAUUCACUAUGAUAGAAUUACUUCUCUCCAGAGAGCUGCUUUUGCACAUUUCCCUGAACUCUAUGAUUUUGCCCUCUCAAAUGUGGCAGAAGUAGAUACUCGGGAAUCCUUGGUUAAGUUUUUUGGACCUCUUAGUUCAAAUACGCUCCACCAGGUGGCAUCGUACCUCUGCUUGUUACCAACUCUUCCUAAAACUGAAGACACAACUUUUGAUAAAGAAUUUCUUCUAGAAUUGCUGGUAUCUCGUCACGAACGUCGAAUUUCUCAGAUUCAGCAAUUGAACCAGAUGCCUUUGUAUCCAACUGAGAAAAUCAUAUGGGAUGAAAAUAUUGUCCCAACUGAGUACUAUUCAGGAGAAGGUAUGAUAAAGAAGUACAGGAUCAGGAUGUAUGAAAAAUGUCUUUAUGUUUUACCAGGCCUUCGUAAGCAUGAUGUGUGCUUUCUAAUUACCGUGCGACCCACAAAACCUUAUGGUACCAAGUUUGACCGGAGGAGGCCUUUUAUUGAACAGGUUGGACUGGUUUAUGUCAGAGGCUGUGAAAUCCAGGGCAUGCUGGAUGAUAAAGGACGUGUCAUUGAAGACGGACCUGAACCUAGACCCAAUCUUAGAGGAGAGUCAAGAACAUUCAGAGUGUUUUUGGAUCCAAACCAGUAUCAACAAGAUAUGACCAAUACUAUACAAAAUGGGGCAGAAGAUGUGUAUGAAACCUUCAAUGUAAUCAUGAGGAGGAAACCAAAGGAGAAUAACUUUAAGGCUGUGCUGGAGACCAUUCGGAACCUGAUGAAUACUGACUGUGUGGUACCUGACUGGCUGCAUGACAUCAUUCUAGGCUAUGGGGAUCCAAGUAGUGCACAUUAUUCAAAAAUGCCCAAUCAGAUCGCCACCCUGGAUUUCAAUGACACGUUUCUCUCCAUUGAGCAUUUAAAAACUAGCUUUCCUGGUCAUAAUGUUAAAGUAACUGUGGAUGAGCCAGCCCUCCAGAUACCCCCUUUCAGGAUAACUUUUCCAGCAAGAAGUGGAAAAGGGAAGAAAAGGAAAGAUGCAGAUGAGGAAGAUGAAGACACUGAAGAGGCAAAGAUCUUAAUUGUUGAACCUCAUGUUAUUCCUAAUAGGGGUCCUUAUCCCUACAGCCAACCCAAACGUAAUACAAUUCAGUUCACUCAUACACAGAUAGAGGCCAUCCGUGCUGGAAUGCAGCCUGGGCUAACUAUGUGUUCGUAUGGAAGAGUUAAUUACGUUCUGGCUCGAAGAAUAGAACUUUUAGAAGAAGUCAAACGAUUACAGAAGAGUCUCGGCGUUCCAGGAGAUGCUUCAUAUACUUGUGAAACUGCAGGCUAUUUCUUCUUAUAUCAGGUAAUGUCUCGCUGGGAAGAGUAUAUCAGCAAAGUGAAAAAUAAAGCUAAUACAUUACCAGAUGUUGCAGAAAUCUCCAACUUCUUCCCUUUUCAUGAAUACUUUGCAAAUGCGCCUCAACCCAUUUUUAAAGGCCGAUCUUAUGAAGAAGACAUGGAAAUUGCUGAAGGAUGUUUCAGACAUAUUAAGAAAAUCUUUACUCAGCUUGAGGAAUUCAGGGCCUCUGAAUUGCUUCGCAGUGGACUGGACAGAUCUAAAUACCUCUUGGUGAAAGAAGCCAAAAUCAUUGCCAUGACCUGCACUCAUGCUGCCUUAAAACGACAUGAUUUAGUCAAGUUAGGUUUCAAGUAUGACAACAUUUUAAUGGAGGAGGCUGCUCAGAUUCUCGAGAUAGAAACUUUCAUCCCUCUUCUCCUACAGAAUCCUCAGGAUGGUUUUAGCCGACUGAAACGAUGGAUUAUGAUUGGUGAUCAUCACCAGUUACCUCCAGUCAUUAAGAACAUGGCCUUUCAGAAGUAUUCCAACAUGGAGCAAUCCCUGUUCACCCGCUUUGUCCGGGUUGGAGUUCCUACUGUGGACCUGGAUGCCCAGGGGAGAGCCAGAGCGAGCCUGUGUAACCUCUACAACUGGCGAUACAAGAACCUGGGAAACUUACCCCACGUGCAGCUCUUGCCGGAGUUCAGUACAGCAAAUGCUGGCUUGCUCUAUGACUUUCAGCUCAUCAACGUUGAAGAUUUUCAGGGAGUGGGAGAGUCUGAACCUAACCCUUACUUUUACCAGAACCUUGGAGAGGCAGAAUACGUAGUGGCACUUUUUAUGUACAUGUGUUUACUUGGUUACCCUGCUGACAAGAUCAGUAUUCUAACAACAUAUAAUGGGCAAAAGCAUCUUAUUCGUGACAUUAUCAACAGACGAUGUGGGAACAAUCCAUUGAUUGGAAGACCUAAUAAGGUGACAACUGUUGAUAGGUUUCAAGGUCAACAGAAUGAUUAUAUUCUUCUUUCUCUAGUACGAACCAGGGCAGUGGGCCAUCUGAGGUACGUUAAGGAAAAACUUUCAUAA